UCAAAGUGAAGCCUCCGCAAACUUAUUACUGCGUGUUACCACAGGCAAGGGAGACAGAGGAGGAUUUAAAACGCAGCGCAUUCCCGACGCGUUUCACAACUGCUGUCAGGGCGCCUGAACUCAGCCCUGCGCGCGCCUGCAACCCGGCGGCUCUUUAGAUCCAUGGAAGUGGCCGGCUUGUACGAGGAGGGCGGCUUCGCGAUCCACGGCAGAGACGGGGUCAUCGCUCCCAUCGGCGGCGGCUCGUACUGGAGGAUCGGCGACUCAAUGACGGAGCUGGGUGUGGAGGAGCGGGAGAGAGCCAUAGACUUCAGCGCGUACCUGGACUCAGCCCUGCACUGCCCGCAGCAGCAGCCGCAGCAGCAGCAGGGCGCACAGCUCUCCGACUACCUCGGGGAUAGUAAGAUCAAAAGAGUCACGGCUCUCCACAACUAUAAAAACUACUCUCUGCUGAACGAGCUGGAGGCGAGUCAGUGCGAUAAGUUGCGGGAGCCCUACGGACUGGCUUAUACGGAGCUGCAGGAGACCCGGGUGGACGGCGUGCUGAGCGCGGAGCUGGUGGGGAGCCGCUACCGACCCACCGCUCCAGCAGACAGGGAAGACAGCCAGGAAGACCCCAAAAUGGAAAACGGCUCGUCUGGUUUCGACAUGAGGUCCUACCUUCAUUACCAAUCCACCAGUGGGAGUCUUGGGAACAUUUCCACCGCGUCCUCGACCUGUUCCAGCCCGCCCGGCACACCUGCGCCGUCAGGUAGCAGCAGGUCGCCGUCGCACGGCGGCAAAUCGUCCGGAGGCAAAUCAAAGAAACGCCUGGAUAAGGACAGCGAGGAGUACCGGCUGAGGCGGGAGAGGAACAACCUCGCCGUGAGGAAGAGCAGGGACAAAGCCAAGAUGCGCAACAUGGAGACGCAACAGAAAGUGCUGGAGCUGGCUGUGGAGAACGACCGUUUACAGAAGCGCGUGGAGCAGCUGUCCAGAGAGUUGGCCACCUUGCGCAACCUGCUCUCUGCAACCGGACAGUGUUAGACACCCUGCUGGACUUUACACAUGUUGAAAACAUGGGGUACUACUCACCCACCGGUUUACAAGGACACAGAAAGAGACUGAACAAAGUGGGUGCAUGGGGUUGCGCAACCAUCAACGACUCUUCCUUCACAUGUCAGCUUAGCUUUAUUCUCAGAUGUCAAAUUUUAUAUAUAUGUGUGUGUGUGUGUGUGUGCAGUAUUUCUGUGCAGGUUUCACAUCCAUUCCUUGUGAAUUUCUUCAUUUUGUGUACACUGUGUCUGCAGCAAUGGCUGUCAGGGGAAGAGUUGUGCUGCAGUGAAAUGAUGCAACUCUUUGAAAUAGUAUUGCCAAUGAAUGAAAUAAGUCUAAUUAUUUAAUAUUGAAAGGUGAAAUGCUUUAAUUGUACUUGAUAUUUUAUUGAAUUAAACAGAUUUAU
Molecule: messenger RNA, 1441 nt
Organism: Cyprinodon variegatus (sheepshead minnow)
Lineage: Eukaryota; Metazoa; Chordata; Actinopteri; Cyprinodontiformes; Cyprinodontidae
Gene: cebpb
Product: CCAAT/enhancer-binding protein beta-like
Exons: 1
Coding region: 163-1026 (287 amino acids)
Biological process (GO): regulation of transcription by RNA polymerase II; DNA-templated transcription
Molecular function (GO): RNA polymerase II cis-regulatory region sequence-specific DNA binding; DNA-binding transcription factor activity, RNA polymerase II-specific
Source: RefSeq, a predicted model, not a curated record